Messenger RNA from Oldenlandia corymbosa var. corymbosa, 909 nucleotides. The record is from the annotation of a GenBank genome assembly. Lineage: Eukaryota; Viridiplantae; Streptophyta; Magnoliopsida; Gentianales; Rubiaceae.
AUGAACGAUCUUUUCUCAGGCUCCUUCUCUCGGUUCCGCAACCAAGAUCAAUCUCCGCCGCCGGAAUCCCACGUAAUUGAGAUGAGCAACACCAACGGCGUCAAACUGGACAAGUUCUUCGAAGACGUGGACGCCAUUAAAGAGGAACUCAAUGACCUGGAGACCCUUUACGGCCAGCUUCAGGCCGCCCACGAACAGAGCAAGACUCUGCACAACGCCAAAGCCGUUAAAGACCUCCGGUCCAAGAUGGACAACGAUGUUUCUCUGUCACUGAAGAAGGCCAAGUUCAUCAAGGUCCGAUUGGAAGCCUUAGACCGGUCCAACGCCGCUAACCGGAGCAUCCCCGGUUGCGGACCCGGAAGUUCAUCGGAUCGUACCCGGACCUCUGUAGUCAACGGGCUGAGGAAAAAGCUUCAUGAUCAGAUGAAUCAGUUCACCGAUUUGCGCCAGAGAAUGGCCGGAGAGUACCGAGAAACUGUUCAGAGACGGUAUUACACCGUCACCGGAGAAAACCCAGAUGAGGCCGUACUGGAUUCGUUAAUCUCAACAGGGCAGAGUGAAACAUUCUUGCAGAAGGCGAUUCAGCAGCAGGGCAGGGGUCAAAUUAUGGAUACAAUUAUGGAAAUUCAGGAAAGGCACGACGCGGUGAAGGAAAUUGAGAGGAAUUUGAAUGAAUUGCAUCAGGUUUUCUUGGAUAUGGAUGUGCUGGUGAAGACUCAGGGGGCUCAGAUUGAUGAUAUUGAGAGCGCGGUUCAAAGGGCGAGUUCGUUUGUUUCGGAUGGAAGACAGCAACUUGAGACGGCCAGGAAGCAUCAGAAGAAUACCAGGAAAUGGACUUGCUUUGCUAUCAUCCUCCUCCUCAUCAUCAUCUUGAUUGUUGUUCUUUCCAUCCAGCCAUGGAAGAAAUGA